AAUAGCGCACACGCACGCACACACAGACACAGACACACACACACGCCCGCGCGCUCCAAGCUCGUUUUGGCUCGCGCUCGCUGGCCUCGCCGUGAGCGGCGCACCGCGUUCGUGCGCUUUGUUGUUACCGGAAACCUUCGACCUGAGCGCUCGAUCUCAGCUCGCCAUGCGAUGGAUAUUCUGUGGCAAUACCAGUUCAGGAUUAUUCUGCUCGGCGACUCAACGGUCGGCAAAUCGUCUCUGCUUAAACGCUUCACGGACGGUGUGUACAGCGAUGUGGCGGACCCGACGGUCGGGGUGGAUUUCUACGCCCGAUCACUCGAUAUAGAACCGGGGGUGAAGAUUAAAUUGCAGCUCUGGGACACCGCCGGGCAAGAGAGAUUCAGGUCCAUUACGACUUCCUACUACCGCAAUUCAGUGGGUGGCCUCCUGGUGUUUGACCUGACCAAUCGCAAGAGCUUCGAGCAUGUGCGUGAAUGGCACCGCGAAGUCACCGAGCACAUCAUGCCACACCACAUGGUCUACAUCUUGAUCGGCCACAAGAGCGACCUGAUCCGAGAGCGCAAGGUGCUCCGUGACGAGGCUGAGCAGCUGGCGGCUGAGUUGGGUGUGCGCUACGUGGAAACGUCAGCCAAGUGCAACAGCAACGUGGAGCGUGCCUUUGAGCUGCUAGCACGCGACAUCUAUGAGCUGAUGAAGAUGGGCGAGAUCUCGGCGCGUGACGGCUGGGACGGCGUCAAAAGCGGCCUCACGGCUAAAGUCCUCUACCCUGCUGAGGAAGAGGCAGAGAGGGAGAAGAGCUGCAACUGCUGACCUGGGACAUUCACCUUUAUCCUCUCACCUGUGUGUCGGUCAGUCGUCCUUGCUGAGUUCACGCUUUCACUUCCUGUAUUGCAAGUCAGCCGCUUGUCCCUGCAUUUUCUGUCCCCAUCUUGAUAUGUGUGGUUCUAUGAAUAAGCACCAUGCAGUACUAGAAAAAAAAAGGCCUCCUUCUAAUGGGAUAGGCUUCAGGCUGGAUAAAUAAAAGCUUGAACGGACAGCACAAGGUUCUAAUCAAGAGCAGUAAGAUGCAGGAAGGCGCUUGGAGACAUCACUGGUUGAAAGAGAUGGCAGCGGACUUCUCGUUUCCCCCGUAUUCAUUUUGAGCUUUAAACCUUUUUUGUUUUAUUUAUGUCACACAGUGUUCGAUCACUGAAGAGGAAUGUAGUGUACUUUCUAUUUGUGGAAAGCCGUACUCCACCUAUUCCACCAGUGUACUUUCAUUUUCAAACGCUUUCACGUCAUGCCACAAGAACUCACACUUUGAAGAUACAUGUGAACUUGCUAGAUUUCAUUCCGAUCUUGUUAUUCAUUCAUUUAAGAAUGUUUAGUGCGGUUAAUAUGUAAAUUACUCAUGCAAAAUCAACGGUGGGAAAACUAAAACUAAGCAGCGGGACAACAUUGUACAUUGAGACACGGGAAUUCCCAGCUGGUCUGUAUAUUACUGCGUCUGUCAUUAUUAGUAGGUGAAAUUUUAGCAAUUCCAUGUGCCAAAAUUCUGGCCUCGUAAUACAGUACUGUAGGUAUUAUUACGUAAUAACAGAAACUUAUCAUCAAACUGAAAUCUUCAAUUGCAUCACCUCAGAGUUCUGUCUUGAGUCUUGUGACCAGAGAGAAAAAGGAGCGAAGAAUUCGAGUGCCAUUAUAUUUGCUCGGCCGUUAGCUCUGCCUUCUGCAGUGGCUGGACGUUCCUGCACCCUCUCAGAGACGCCGCUCCUUUAAGCUUCCUCUCAGUGAAUCAGUAAGCAGUGAGUAGGUACAUGGUCACGGUCAGCGCUAGAUGUGCCAAACUCGUAAUAACGUGUAAGGAAAAAAAACAUGGGGCUAAUCUAUUUAUACUGUAUGCAAUCCAGCUGUAAGUUAAAUAUGGAUUAUAUCUAAAUACUUUAUGUGUCUGUGAGGGUCAUUCAAUCAUCUAGGUCAUUUCGAUUCUCCAGUAGCAGCAGGUUCGACUUGAUCGAGAGCUUUUAUAUUCACACAUACAAGCAAAUCUUAUAGGAGCGUAAACUCUGCAGUUAAUAACCACCUUAAACAGAGAAGACGUGUUUAUUAAUUAGAUAAAAACCGUCCUUUUCUUUUUACUUCUUGUACAAAAACAAUUAUAUGCCCUAAAAGUUGGAUAAGGAUGUCUUAUAAGCUCAAAAGGCUGUUAUCAUACCUUAACUAGCCUACAAUGGUAGCUAACAUAUUAUACCAUGAAUCAGUUAUAUUCGUUAUAAUUUUGCCUUAAUUGUGCCCUAAAUGGCAUCAUCUUUUUUUAUUAUUAUUAUUAUUUAUUUAUUUAUUUUACGUAAUCUCCAUUUUGUACAAUGAGUCUGGAUUCAUUUAGAAACAAACGAUUUGAUUCGAUUCAUGAUUCAGUCAUUUGACUCAGCAUCAUAUAUAUAUAUAAAAUCUAAGUACUAAAAUAUAGAUUUUGAAGGCCAGUUUGUAGUAAAGAUGUAAAGGAAAAUAGCUAUCUAAAUUCCUGGGGAAUUUAAAAUAACAACAACAACAAAACCAACAUCAUUGGAAGGCAUGGAGAGACCAGUCUUUGUAUGUGCAGUAAGGAUUUAACUCUGCACUGAAAGGCACGUUUGUGUUUCAAGCCAGGUCUUGAAGGUUUCUAAUCCAAUCCAAAUCCAGCACAGAGGUGUGAAUGCAGGUAAUCUGAACGAUCUGCAUAACACACACUGAUUUACGCUUAGGCGCAAAAAUGCACAUAAAUAUCGGCAUGACGUUGAUUACACACUCGCCAACUCUGAACAUAAUCUGUGUUGAGGAAUUCUCCUUCCUUUUAUCAUCCUGGCAUGAAUGUGCAUUUAUUAUUUUAUGGUUAUUUAUAUUUACAGCUUUAUUUAAUAGCCUGAGUUUGGAACAUGCUGUAUGUAAGACAGCUGCGUUACACCAGCGCUCAUGUUCGUGUAAUCCUCGUAGGUAGCCAUGAGUGAUUUUCAGCUAAUGAAAUGAAACAGGCUCAUUCACAGACUACAGCUCACGUUACGGUUUUACUACCAGCAUCACCACACAGCUCCCUCUCUCUCUCUCUCUCUCUCUCUCUCUCUCUCUCUCCCGCAAUGGUAACAUAGAUGUGUUAAUGGAGUGUACUGUGAGUUCUUACUAACUAUAAAGCUAAUGCAAGCAGGGGCAUUUAGGAUGCAGCAUACUUAAUCUUACCUGGUCUGACGAGACUCUAGUGGGUGCUACAGGGCAGUAACUCAAAUAUAAAAGACGUCUUAGACGCGUUUAUAGUCACUAUAGCUUCACAAAUAUACAUACUGCUGUAUAAUAAUGACUGAUUUCUUCUCAGUUGGAAAAUUGGCCAUAUUCUAUGAUAUUCUCUUUUCCCACUUUUGUAGCCUCAAAUAUGAAAGAUCUGGAUACCGAACUAGAGGUUUGCUAUGACUUUACUGCUAGCUGCUACACACACACACACACACAGCAACUACUCAGCAACUAAUCACUCGAGUUCCUUCCAUCCCUUUCUUGGUGACUAACAUUACUAACAGGGUUUCUUUUGUAUAAGCAUUUUAUAAACUAGAUUGUCGUACCAUUGUGCGUGAAAAAUGUUAAUCAGAUGCUUUCUUUGGACGGUUGACAUGUCAGAGUCGGGUGGCUAGGUGAGUAGAUGGAUGGUAGAGUUAUAGAUGGAUGGAUGGAGAGGUAGAAGUUUCUAAAUAACCAGAAAAGAUUGUGGAUAGUUCUUUUUUUUUUGUGUAGCUGCUGGAGUAGUGGUUUGAACAGAGUUGGUGGAGAUGGGUUUUCAUUAACGAAUUAGUAGCGUCAGCGCUAAACUAAAGUGGCAGACACCAAAAAUAUCUCCGCUAAUCGAUUACAAUCGAGAAACGGCAGUAUUUCUGUAAUAUGCUGAUUUUUAUAGGAGUUAAAAUGCAUAUCUGCUGACUGUAGCAUCGCUGCCUCAUAGCUCCAGGGUCUCUAGUUCGAUCCUGAGUGAACUUACUGUCUGUGGACUUUUAUACUUCUCUCCCUCCGUCUAUGCCGGUUUACUCCAGGUUCUUCGACUUCCUCCCAACUCCAGAGGACAUGCUAGUCUGUGGAUGGGUGGGUCUAAAUUGCCUCUAGGUGGGAACAAGUGUGUGUGCAUGAUAGUCUGCAUUCCACAGACUGCCAUCCCAUCCAAAGUGUAUUCCCGCCCUCAGACCAAACAUUUCCGGGUCACACUGCAACUCUAACAGACGAUGACAGAGACGAAGACGUAGAUAUAUCCACUGAUGAUGACGACGACGGACAAAUCAGUACAAUCACUAUAUGUAGAUAAUUUAUAAAGAGCGUUGCAGUACCGUUUCGAAUUGUACAUUUCGCAUUACGUCCAUUAUUUAUAGCUGACUUAUGCAAUGUUUGAUUUCCUGACAUAUCUCACUGCUGAUGCACUCGAUGCUCUGUGCAUUAAUGUAUGUCUCUUGUUCUGCCACUAAAAUGAAUUCAUUAAUAUUUAUGCUUACAUUUACAAUAUCGUCAUAAUUUUAUUUAGUCAUAGAUUUCAGUUGAAAAUAUCAGAUUGGUUCAAAGGGACAUUACUCUGGAUCUUUUUUAAUAGCAUUUGUUUUGACGCCCCUUAAUAUUUAUUAAUGGUAGAAAGAACACACAUAGAGCGCAGUAGUCUAUGUCAUUAACAUAUGUAUAUAUUUUCUUUAUUAGAACCAUAUAAUUAUGUCACAUUGAAAUAAAGGUAAUAAUAAAGGUAACCCUCGCGUUCAUUAUCUGUAGCCGAUUCUUUACUGAUAUCUUAAUAGUGUUUAUUUUUUAAAUAAAUAAGUAAAUAAAGCUGACUAUUGCCGAAUUCGACUCAUUUGCGCCCCCUUGUGGUGGCACUGAAAUGAACCACAGUGACCUACAUUCUUUCUGUAGUCUUUUUUUUUUUCCCACCCAUGCAAAAACCUACACACAAGAAAAGCACGAACCCUUCCAGAUAUUUCCACUAAAACCUCCAGCAGCUCUGUGCAAGCUUGUGGACUCUGUAAAUGAACACUGGUUACUUUGUGAUUUAACGUGUGGCGUGAAAUAAAUUAUUUAUGUCCAAACA
Hemibagrus wyckioides is the source of this 5062-nucleotide messenger RNA. It is a transcript of the gene rab42a, whose product is annotated as RAB42, member RAS oncogene family a. Bases 172 to 813 code for a protein of 213 amino acids. The transcript has 2 exons. Gene Ontology annotation, cellular component: Golgi membrane. Gene Ontology annotation, biological process: Rab protein signal transduction. Lineage: Eukaryota; Metazoa; Chordata; Actinopteri; Siluriformes; Bagridae. Gene Ontology annotation, molecular function: GTP binding; GTPase activity. The record is from RefSeq and is a predicted model, not a curated record.